This is a messenger RNA of Mercenaria mercenaria, 23651 nucleotides long. Its product is annotated as PTB domain-containing engulfment adapter protein 1-like. The record is from RefSeq and is a predicted model, not a curated record. The transcript is spliced from 13 exons. Bases 428 to 1834 code for a protein of 468 amino acids. NCBI's taxonomy places the organism in Eukaryota, Metazoa, Mollusca, Bivalvia, Venerida, Veneridae.
AGAAUUAUCUAUUUCAAAUGGGAUAUAUUUUUUAUCCGUUUGCUUGAAGGAAGAGAAACUUAUUUACAUUGUGUACAUUGUGUAUAAUUAUAUUUGUAUAAUGGUUUAUGAACAGACAUUCAGAUGCUUUAAAUGUGGAUUUCAAUUGCAUUUUGAAACAGAGAUUUGAGUUACAUGAAAUAUUUUAAUUCUCAGAAAUGAUGACAGUUUGUAUGCAAAUGUUAUAACUAUGGACUAAUGCAUAAACUGUCUAAUGAAAAUGAGAAACUGUCAAAAUCAUUAUCGGAAUGAUAGGAACAUGAACAACUUGAUACUAAAAAUGAUAUAGAUAAUUAAACAAGUAAUCUUUUUCUGUGAUAAGCUUUAAUUGUGAUAUUUGACGUUGUGAUAAAAUUGUGAUAAAAGUUUGAUUGGGGGUAUAUAAACAAUGGAUCGCGCAAAACUGUUUAAGGAUUAUUUUGUUAGUCGACAGAACGCUGUGCUCAUCCCAAAUGAGGAGUUUGGUAGACGGAAGUUUAUAAAUGUCGGAAUAAACAGGUCUUUGAGUCUGUCAAGAAUUGAAGAAAUUAACAGAAAUCACACUAGCGAGAUGCGGUCAGGAAACAAACAGUGGAUCCAUCCACCUGAUGCCAUAACACGAGGCCAUAUACUUUAUACUGUCAAGUUUUAUGGAGAAUGUGAAGUAGAUUCUCCAAAAGGUACAGAUGUUGUCAAAGAUGCAAUACGUAAACGUAAGUUUAACAAGACUAUAUGGAAGACUGAGGGUCAGAAAACACCUAAAGUAGAAUUAUCAAUAUCAGUAGAUGGCGUAACUAUACAGGAACCAAAGACUAAAAUUGUGAAACAUCAGUAUCCGUUACACAGAAUAUCAUAUUGUGCCGAUGACAAGUCAGAUAAACGUAUGUUCUCCUUCAUCGCCAAGGCUUCCGACUCCAGUAAACACUACUGCUAUGUAUUUGCGAGUGAUAAAAAUGCUGAGGAGAUAACACUGACCAUUGGUCAAGCAUUUGAUCUAGCAUACAGAAAGUUCCUGGAAACACAAGGCAAAGAUGUGGACCUUAAAAAACAACAGCUGGUACUGCAGAAAAAAGUGGAAACUCUAGAGCGGGAAAAUGAACAGUUGAAAUUACGUAUUCGAGAGCUGGAGAUGUUGAAAGAUCGCUCAGAUAUAGAAAACUACAAACAAAGUAAUAAGAUAUCAGACCUGUCAACUGUGAACCCGACAACUGCUGGUUCGGCAACUGCUGGUUCAGUUGUAACAUUACAAAAUAUGGUUGGGGAGAGCAGUACAGAUUCUCCAGGAACCAGUCAGCCAAGUUCCCCUAAAUUGUCCUCAGUUGGUCGUAAAUUGGAGAAUUUGAUGUUUGAACCAAGCACCCCUACACACAGUAACAACCUGUCAAAUGGUACUGCUCACUCACCUAGAACACCUGGCAUAAUCUCACCACCACCGCCAUCCACACGAUCACGAACAAAGUCUUCUCCUGCUACGCCCUCAACCCCACCUCCCGUGCCACAGAGGAAUGACAUCAACGAGGACCUAGCAUCGAUAUUCAUGAACUCCACAACACCUCAACAAAAUAACUUUACAAACAAUAAUGAUAAUAUGUUAAAUCCAUUUGCAAGCCCUGGAGGUUCUGGAUUUGGUCAAGAUGCAUUUGGUAUGCCCACCUUCACACCAGACCAGAAAAGGGCACAGGGAUCAGGUGGUCAAAUGUCAGACAAGGACUUCCUAGAUAUACAGGCUGGCUUCAGUGAAGGCCUAACAUUUGGAAGUGCUGACUUCGGAAUGGAUGACUUUGAUCCACUGAAUCAAAGUGCUAAUAGUUCAUAAACACAUUGAAUCUGAUUCGGGUGAUUUUGGAAUGAACUUACUUUCUACCGAUAUGUAAAAUGUUAGAAAGAACUUAACUUUCUAUUGAAAUCAUGGUCAAAAUGUUUGGAAGCACAUUAUGUUUCAUUGUUUACAUUGAUAUAUUAUAAUAAUAUUGACACAUAUAUUGUUCUGUAGUUUAUAAAGAGAUUAAGUUGUUGACAAUUUUGAUUAACAAUGUCAUGUCAUAUGAUGAAAAUUUUGAUGAUAUACAAUUGUAAAAAAAAUCAUUUACAUAGGCCAUAUUUUCAACAUUCAAUGUCUAGGUAUGAUUGACCUUGACAGUAGUUGUUAGGCGCUGUGUGGCCAUACUUGGACUGGUCCUUUUGGAUCAUGGACUUCAAUUAAUAGUAUUCUAGUGUUCUGCUUAAUUUGAUGCAGUUGGCAUGAGGGGUGUUUUACACUUCAUUACAUCAUGUAAACAGACUUGAUCCAAUCACGGCUGAAGUUAUUUUGCUUGUUUGCUAUUUAUGCUUUCAGAUGUCUAAGAUCUUAUCAAUUUGACUGCACUAUAAAUUAUAUUUUACUUUAUGUAGAUAUAUCAAAACUUUGUAAAAGUUCAGGUUACAGGUAUAUAAGACUGUUGGCAAAGUUUCAAAAAAGUACAUAAAUUUACUUUCUUGUACUUUAAGGAAUUGGACCCGUAGUAGAAUACCUCCUUUUUGAAGAGUAUUCAAUUCCUACAAUAAAUCUACUUUGACUGCAAUUUUCACGGGGGCGUCGGUUCAAGCCCCACUGGGACCAAAAUUUUUUUUCGAUAUUUUCCUUUUUUUCUAGUAAGUUUGUACUUCUUUCAAGACUUAUUAUGGAUGUAUUGUACAAAAGUGGAAAAUUUUCAAUUUAUAAGGGAUUUCUUGCUGUUCAAAGUGAAUUUACCUCUGAAUCAGGAGGGGUAUAGUUAGACAUCUUUAAAAAUACUGAGUUACAUGUGGUAAAAGUUCUCUAUUUUGCCUUCAAUCUUUAGAUUACAUAUUGUGGAAGAAAUGCAAGUAGAUUUUACUUCUGCCCCAAGGUUAUUUUUAGCUCACCUGUCACAUAGUGAUAAGGUGAGCUUUUAUGAUCACACUUUGUCCGUCGUCAGUCCGUCCGUGCAUCAGCAAUUUCUUGUCUGCAUGAUAGUGGUUUCAUUUAUGAUUUGAUUUUAACCAAACUUGCACACAACUUGUAUCACCAUAAGAUCACGGUUCCUUUCUUGAACUGGCCAGAUCCCAUUAAGGGUUCCAGAGUUAUGGCCCCUGAAAGGGCCAAAAUUACCUAUAUUGACCUUGUCUGCACAAUAGCAGCUUUAUUUAUGAUUUGAUUUUUACCAAACUGGCACACAAAUUGUAAGACCAUAAGGUCUUGGUUCCUUUCUUGAACUGGCCAGAUUCCUUUAUGGGUUUCAGAGUAAUGGCCCCUGAAAGGGCCAGAAUUAGCUAUUUUGACCUUGUCUGUACAAUAGCAGCUUCAUUUAUGAUUUGAAUUUAAUCAAACUUGCACAAAACUUGUGUCACCAUAAGAUCUCGGUUCCUUUCUUGAACCAGCCAGAUCCUAUAAUGGGUUCCAGAGUUGUGGCCCCUGAAAGGGCCAAAGUUAGCUAUUUUGACCUUGUCUGCACAAUAGCAGCUUCAUUAUGUCUCCCCCAGGAGACAUAUUGUUUUUGCCCUGUCCGUACGUCACACUUCAUUUCCGAGCAAUAACUGGAGAACCAUUUGACCUAGAACCUUCAAACUUUAUAGGGUUGUAGGGCUGCUGGAGUAGACGACCCCUAUUGUUUUUGGGGUCACUCUGUCAAAGGUCAAGGUCACAGGGGCCUGAACAUUGAAAACCAUUUCCGAUCAAUAACUAGAGAACCACUUGACCCAGAAUGUUGAAACUUCAUACGAUGAUUGGUCAUGAAGAGAAGAUGACCGCUAUUGAUUUUGGGGUCACUCCGUCAAAGGUCAAGGUCACAGGGGCCUGAACAUUGAAAACCAUUUCCGAUCAAUAACUAGAGAACCACUUGACCCAGAAUGUUGAAACUUCAUAGGAUGAUUGGUCAUGAAGAGUAGAUGACCCCUAUUGAUAUUGGGGUCACUCCGUCAAAGGUCAAAGUCACAGGGGCCUGAACAUUGAAAACCAUUUCCGAUAAAUAACUAGAGAACCACUUGACCCAGAAUGUUGAAACUUCAUAGGAUGAUUGGUCAUGAAGAGUAGAUGACCCCUAUUGAUUUUGGGGUCACUCCGUCAAAGAUCAAGGUCACAGGGGCCUGAACAUUGAAAACCAUUUCCGAUCAAUAACUAGAGAACCACUUGACCCAGAAUGUUGAAACUUCAUAGGAUGAUUGGUCAGAAGAGUAGAUGACCACUAUUGAUUUUGGGGUCACUCCAUCAAAGGUCAAGGUCACAGGGGCCUGAACAUGGAAAACCAUUUCUGGUCAAUAACUAGAGAACCACUUUACCCAGAAUGUUGAAACUUCAUAUGAUGAUUGUACAUGCAGAGUAGAUGACCCCUAUCGAUUUUGGGGUCACUCCAUUAAAGGUCAAGGUCACAGGGGCCUGAACAUUGAAAACCAUUUCCAGUCAGUAACUUGAGAACCACUUGACCCAGAAUGUUGAAACUUAAUAGGAUGAUUGGUCAUGCAGAGUAGAUGACCCCUAACGAUUUUGGGGUCACUCUUUGAAAGGUCAAGGUCACAGGGGCCUGAACAUUGAAAACCAUUUCCGGUCAGUAACUAGAGAACCACUUGACCAAGAAUGUUGAAACUUCAUAGGAUGAUUGUACAUGCAAAGUAGAUGACCCCUAUCGAUUUUGGGGUCACUCCAUUAAAGGUAGGGAUGGGAAUGAAUACUGAAAUCAAUAUUCGAAUAUUCGGUUUGCCAUAUUUGAAUAUAUUCGAAUAUUCAGUUAGUUUUAAUGGAAGCUUUAAAUUAUUAUUAAGUGAUUGGCAUAUACACAACGUAUUCAUUUGUUUAAAGCGUGGAUAAUCGUAAAUAAGGCCAAAAAAAUGUUUGUUUCGGGUAACCCGAUCCUACAUAGCGAAACCCGCCGAUCCUAGCGUUUUAUUUCACGAUUCUGUCAGUAUAAUCAUGAACAUAUUUAACUAAUUCAGUGUUUUAGCUUCAAAAUGAUACAAAAAAUCAAAACGAUUAUAAUUAAGACCGUCGCAAUUUUAUCUAAAAAUAGCAGGUCGUCCCAUUUAAACACGUGACGCGCUGUUGUAUUACCGCCGCCAUUUUGAAAAAUUUCAAUCGGCGUGUAAAAAUCGUCGUGUAAAAUGCAAGUAAGGCAGACUUAAACCUCCUUCAACAUGAACUUGUGCAUCAAUCAUACGUUUUUCUUGAUUUUAUUAUUAACUACUUCAAAAUUUAAUUCGAAUACGGCCGAUUGCGGAUGAAAACCGAUUCUGCGGAUGGUCUGAAACGUCGUACAAAAUAUUGUGAAAAGAUCGACAAUAUCUACAAGUUUGGUAUUGUUUUCGAAAAAAAAUAUUCUACAACUUGUUAUACAAAACAGGCGCCAAUAAAAAUGAACAAAAGAUAAAAAGAUAUCACAUUUACGCCUAAUACAAACUGUUAAUCCGUAGCGAUGACCCCAGGUAAUUAUGCAUUGCAAUUUUCUUGUUAAUUGGACAUCUUUUGACAUGCGUCUGACACAUUGACGCCUGUUGCAAACUGUUAAUAAGUAAUGAUGGCCCCUGCCAAUUAUGCAUUGCUAUUUUCUUGUUAAUUGGACAUCUUUUGAUACAUGAUAACCUAACAUGACAUGGUUUUAUUCUGUAGAAUUAGCAUGCUCAUAUUGCCCAAAAUCAAUGAUACUUAUUUUGAAAAAAAAUACAAUAAUUUACGAAUAUUCGAAUUUGAUUUUCAUAUUCGAAUAUUCGACCAAUUUUCGAAUAUUCGAACAUUCGUUCCCAUCCCUAAUUAAAGGUCAAGGUCACAGGGGCCUGAACAUUGAAAACCAUUUCCGGUCAGUAACUUGAGAACCACUUGACCCAGAAUGUUGAAACUUAAUAGGAUGAUUGGUCAUGCUGAGUAGAUGACCCCUAACGAUUUUGGGGUCACUCUGUGAAAGGUCAAGGUCACAGGGGCCUGAACAUUGAAAACCAUUUCCGGUCAGUAACUUGAGAACCACUUGACCCAGAAUGAUGAAACUUCAUAGGAUGAUUGGUCAUGCAGAGUAGAUGACCCCUGACGAUUUUGGGAUCAUUCUGUUAAAGGUCAAGGUCACAGGGGCCUGAACAUGGAAAACCAUUUCCUAUCAAUAACUUUAGAACCUCUCGACCCAGAAUGUUGAAACUUCAUAGGAUGAUUGUUCAUACAGAGUAAAUGACCCCUAUUGUUUUUGGGGUCACUCCGUUAAAGGUCAAGGUCACAGGGGCCUGAACAUUGAUAACCAGUUCCGAUCAAUAACUUGAGAACCACUUGACCCAGCAUGUUGAAACUUCAUAGGAUGAUUGAACAUGCAAAGUACAUGACCCCUUUUGAUUUUGGGGUCGGUCAAUUAAAGGUCAAGGUCACAGUGGCCUGUUCAUGUAAAAUCAUUUUUUGGAAAUAACUUGAGAACCACUUGACCUACAAUGUUGAAACUUAAUAGGAUGAUUGGACAUGCAGAGUAGAUGACCCCUAUUUAUUUUGAGGUCACUUGAUCAAAGGUCAAGGUCACAGGAGCCUGAACAGUGACUUGAGAACCACUAGGCCAAGAGUGUUGAAAUUUAGCGGGAUGACUGGACAUGCCAAGUAGAUGAUCCCUAUUGCAGCCAACCAUCAGUGUCUCUUUGACUUUCGCUCCUGACCCAUAUUGACUUGUUGCCUAUAGGACUUUGCAUUUGGGGAGACAUGCGCUUUUUUACAAAAGCAUUUUCUAGUUUAUGGUUUGAUUUUAACCAAACGUGCACACAACUUGUAUCACCACAAGAUCUUGCUUCCUUUCUUGAACUGGCCAGUUUCCAUCAUGGGUUCCACAGUUAUGGCCCCUUAAAGGUCCAAAAUUGGCUAUUUUGGCUUUUGCAGCCAUAUAGAGACUUCAUUUAUGGUUUUAUUUGAUACAAACUUCCAAAAUAUCUUCAAAAACAAUAAAUCUUGGAUUCAAUGACAAAUCAGAUCUAAUCGUAGGUUCCAGAGUUAUUUUAUAUCUGAUUACCUCCCCUGAUUGUAAUCAAAAUGGAUUUAUAUCAGUAAGUACUUAUAGGACUUAUUUGAAAUUUCAUUAUUGGUAUUAGUUAAACUGAGACAAUCAGGGUAGAUAACUAUGGACUGAUUUUAUGUCAAAUUACCUCCCUUUAUUUCAAAUUAAAAUGUAUAUCUCCGUAACUUAUGAAGAUACUGAUUUGAAAUUUCAUUGAUGUCAACAGAUUUAUUUGGCAGAUCCUUCUUUUGUUCACUUACAAUAUUUUUUUUUUAAUUACUUCCCUUUUACGUUACUAUAAAUAGCUUAUUUUUAGUAACUUUUUUAUUAUUGGCCGUAGGGAAAAACCGAGACCACUUUUCUGUGGUACAACAUGGAUGGUACCUCCAAUUUUUAUGUGUAUUUUGACAUAUCUAUAUCUUGUAAGAAUUUUUUUUUCCUUUUUGGUUAAAUUUCUUCAUUUUGUUGUCCUGUCCUUUGGACUUAGAUAUUUUUUUCUGAGGGCCUUCUUGUCCUCAAGUGCAAUAAUAACAGGUCUUGUUGAAUGUAGUGAGCAAAAUUCAAAACAGACCCACAGGAUUCGACCUUAAUUUUUCAAUGUUGGAGUUAGAAUUCUGUCUCAUUAAAUCUGUUUACUUGAGGCACCCUAGAAAAAAUGAUAUUUACAGUUUUAUUUUGUGUUUUAUAAUUGUAUUUUUUAAACAUGUCUAUUAGGGGUCCAAUACCUUAAAUAAGAAAACUGGGAAAUCAAAAAAACAACAGCACAAAGUUUAAAUUUCUGGUUUAGAAUGUUGAUAAAUAUGGCCUCCUAAUUGUGAUUCUACAACUAUCAUAUAUCUGAUAUUUGUGUAAAUAUAUUUUUUCUAUAUAGAUUGUUGAGGGUCAUUGAAGUUAGCAUUGUGUUUAGUUACUUUUAAAAGCAGUUUAUUUCAAAAGAAGUAAUUAUUCUGUUCAGUACUGUUCAAAUUGUUUCAAUAUUAUAUGCUUGCAAGAAAAAUAGAUCUGAAAAAUGGUAAAAAGCAAAAGGGUAGACUUUUUUUCUCAAAACAUUGUGCAAUGAAAACAACUGUACUGGUAUUGUUAAUUUUCUAUAAUAUGUAUGUUACAAAGACUUAGUGUUCUCUAUAUUUUAGCAGUAUAUUAUACUUUGCCCAUAAGGUCAAAAAAGAACAUAGAUCAAGGUACUUUUUAUGCCCCCCUUCGAAGAAAGAGGGGUAUAUUGUUUUGCAGAUGUCUGUCGGUCGGUCGGUAUGGAGACCAGUCCAUUUCCGGAUGAUAACUCAGGAAGGCUUGGGCUUAGGAUCAUGAAAGUUGAUAGGGUGGUUGGUCAUAACCAGCAGAUGGCCCCUAUUGAUUUUGAGAUCAGUAGGUCAAGGCCACAGUGACCCAGAACAGUUAAAACGGUUUCCGGAUGAUAAAUCAAGAAUGCUUUGGCCUAGGAUCAUGAAAGUUGAUACGGAGGUUGAUCAUGACAAGCAGAUUACCCUUAUUGAUUUUGUGGCCAGUAGGUCAAAGUUCAAGGUCACAGUGAUCAGGAACAGUUUAACAGUUUCAGGAUGAUAACUCAAGAAUGCUUGGGCCUAGGAUCACGAAAGUUGAUAGGGAGGUUGGUCAUGACCAGCAGAUGACCCUAUUGAUUUUGAGAUCAGUAGGCCAAAGGUCAUGGACACAGGAACCUGGAACAGUAAAACCAUUUCCAGACAAUAACUUGAGAACGCUUGGGCUUAGGAUCACGAAACUGAAUAGGGAGGUUGAUCAUGACCAGUAGAUGACCCCUAUUGAUUUUGAGGUCAAUAAGUCAAAGGUCAAGGUCACAGUGACCUGGAACAUUUAAAAUGUGUCCGGAUGAUAACUUGAGAAUGCUUGGGCCUAGGAUCACGAAACUUAAGGAUAACAUGGUGUAAUAACCAUAUUUCGUAUCUUGUAACUGGAUGGUAAUAUUUGAAUGAAAUUUAGUCACUUUAAAGACAUUCAAAAUUAAAAACGUUUCACCGAAAGAUUUUUCAAAUUUUGUCAUUUUGUGGGGAGAUAAUCGGUAUUGAAGUUAACAUUGAUGCCUAUGGGAAAUAUAUAAUUUCUUUGAUUAUGAGAAUCUGAGCUUGAGUUUCGAGAAAAUUUUGCGGUAGAAAGCUGCAUUAUAUGAUUCUGAUACAAAUAUCAAAAAGAAAUCUAAAAUUCCCCGUAGGGAAAAGGAGAAAAUUAUUUUUUUCUAGUUUUCAGGGGAGAUAACUCAUGAAAAAACCAAAAUUAUCAUGGGAGGUAAUCUAUAGGAAUUUUUUUGAGAACUUCUGUCACAAUAUUACUUGUCAAUAUGCACCUUAUUUCUGUCGUUUGACAUUUUCAAAGCUUACUUUAUCAAGUUGUAUGUACGCUUUUGGUGAAAUUGAGGCCUAUUAGGGGUAGUCAUCCUUAAUAGGGACAUUUAUCAUGACCAGCAGAUGACCCCUAUUGAUUUUGAGGUCAAAGGUCAAGGUCACUUUCACCAAGAACAGUAGAACUUUUGUGCACAGUGACCAAAUAAUUUCUGUUCCUUGUGCAAUUACUGAAUGUAUCAAGGGGAGCAUUUCAUGUUCUACAAGCUCUUGUUUUAUUAGCUCACCUAUCACAUAGUGACAGGGUGAGCUUUUGUGAUCGCAUUUUGUCCGUCCAUCUGUCAUACAUCCGUCUGUCGUCCAUUCACAAUUUCUUGGGAACACGAUAAAGACCACAUUUUGCAGUCAAUUUUAAUCAAACUUGCACACAACUUGUAUUGGCAUAAUAUCUCGGUUCCUUUCAAAAACUGGCCAGAUCCCAUAAUGGGUUCCAGAGUUAUGGCCCCUUAAAGGACCAAAAUUUCCUAUUUUGGCUUUUGCAGCAAUAUAGAGGCUUCAUUUAUGGUUUGAUUUGAUACAAACCUGCAAAAUAUCUUUAGCAACAAUAUAUCUUCGAAUCCAUGAUGAAUCCGUCAGAUCCAAUAAUAGGUUCCGGAGUUAUGGCCCCAGAUUGACCCCUGGAAGAGCCAAAAUUUGUUAAUUUUACCUUGUGAACACAUAGAAGUGACAUUUUAUAUUCGAUUUUAAUCAGACUUACACACAACUUAAGUCACAAUAAGAUCUUGGUUCCUUUCGAAAACCGGCCAAAUUCCAUCAUGGGUUCUAGAGUUUCAGGGGCAAAAUUUUUUCUAUAUUGGCCUUUUCAGCCAUAUAGAGGUUUCAUUUAUGCUUUUAUUUGAUACAAACUUGCACAGAGUGUUUAUCUUGAUGAUCUCUACCAAGUUCGAAACUGGGUCAUGUGGGGUCAAAAACUAGGUCACCAGGUUAAAUCAAAGGAAAAGAUUGUUAACACCCUAGAUGCCACAUUUAUGACCCUAUCUUCAUGAAACUUGGUCAGAAUAUUUAUCUUGAAGAUUCCUAGGCCGGCUUCAAAACUGGGUCAUAUGGGGUAAAAAACUAGGUCACCCAGUCACAUCAAAGGAAAAGCUUGUUAACACUCUUGAGGCCACAUUUAUGACCCUAUCUUCAUGAAAUUGGUCGAAAUGUUUAUCAUGAUGAUUGGGGUCAAAAAAACUAGGUCACCCGUUCAAAUCAAAGGAAAAGUUUGUUAACACGCUUGAGGCCACAUUUAUGACCCUAUCUUCAUGAAACUUUGUCAAAAUGUUUAUCUUGAUGAUUCCUAGGCCAAGCUUGAAACUGGGUCAUAUGGGAUCAAAAACUAGGUCAUCUGCUCAAAUCAAAGAAAAAGCUUGUUAAUACUCUGUUGGCCAUAUUAAUGACUCUAUCUUCAUGAAACUUGAUCAGAAUGUUUAUCCUGAUGAUUACCAUGCCAAGUUUGAAACUAGGUCAUGUGGGGUCAAAAACUAGGUCACCACUCAAAUCAAAGGAAAAGCUUGUUAACACUGUAGAGGCCACAUUCAUGACCCUAUCUUCAUGAAACUUGGUCAGAAUGUUUAUCGUGACGAUUCCAAGGCCAGUCUUAGCAGGUGAGCGAUAUAGGGUUAUCAUGGCCCUCUUGUUUGGGUUGACAAGGCAUACAACAUCAACAUUAUAACCUUUAUGAUACAUAACUGAAUAUUUAGACAGGGGUAUUUUGUGACAGUCUGGCACUCUUGUGUUACAUAAUAUAAGGACUGAUGGUAUACUUGUGAGGCUCUACUAUGUACAAAUGGACCUCAGAGCAUCAUAAAAUAGACAGACCUUAUAUAUUGUGAUUGAAGUUCAUUUGAAGUGUCCUGCUUUGUAACUGUGAGUAAAUGUAAGAGAUUUUGGUGUAAGUUUGUUCUCGUAAGUUCCUACUAUUUGUCAUCAGAUUCCUACUUUUCUCCUACUUUUCAAGGAGCUUUUCGAGGGUUGAACCCAAUACUGUCGUAAGUCCUUUAUUUAAUAGGAGUUACUACAGUAUUGCGUUCAACCCUCGUUUUGUGAUCACUCUUCGUCUGUAGUCGCUCUGUCCACAAUUUCUUCACCACAUUUUGCAGUCAAUUUAAUUAAACCUGCAUGCAACUUGCACUGGCAUAAAUGGGCCAAAAUUUGCUAUUUUGGCUUGUGAACAUGAUAGAGACAACAUUUUGCAAUAGAUUUUUAAAAAAACUUGCACACAACUUGUAUUGGCAUAAUAUCUCGGUUCCUUUAGAAAACUGGCCAGAUCCCAUCAUGGGUUCCAGAGUUAUGGCUGCUUAAAGGGCCAAAAUUUGCUAUUUUGACUUUUGCAGCCAUAUAGAGACUUCAUUUAUGGUUUGAUUUGAUACAAACUUGCAAAAUAUCUUUAACAACAAUAGAUCUUGGAUUCUAUGAUAAAUCCAUCAGAUCCAAUCAUAUGUUCCGGAGUUACACCCCUUGAUUUGACCCCUGAAAGAGCCAGAAUUUGUUAUCUUGUGAAUACAAUAGAAGUGACAUUUUACAUUCAAUUUUAACCACACAUACACAAAACUUAAGUCAAAAUAAGACAUUUAUGACCCUGUCUUCAUGAAACUUGGUCAGAAUGUUUAUCUUGAUGAUUCCUAGGCCAAGCUCAAAACUGGGUCAUGUGGGGUCAAAAACUAGGUCACCACGCAAAUCAGAGGAAAAGCUUGUUAACACUGUAGAGGCCACAUUUAUGACCCUAUCUUCAUGAAAUUUGGUCAGAAUAUUUAUCUUGAUGAUUCAAAGGCCAGGUUUAACAGGUGAUCAUCAUGACCCUCUUGUUUAUAUCAGAGGCUCCUACUUUUUCAUCAAAGGUCACUUCAAAGCCUGUGUAGGUUAAAUCUUGGGUAAAUUUGAGUAAAAAACUAGUCCCAGUAUUGACAAGUCCUUAAUUGCUAAAGAAAAUUAGUCUGCAUGGCAACCUGAAUGAAAUGUUAAAACAACCUUGUAAAUAAUUGAUUGUUUAUGAAAGUUCAUAGAGCACCAUUUAUAGUUAGAAAUUUUAAGGGAAGAACAAGGGUUAUAUCAUUAGAUUCAUGAUAAGUCUGUGCUGUUUUACAGUUUAAGAGGCCACAUUCAUGACCCUAUCUUCAUGAAACUUGGUCAGAAUGUUUAUCGUGACGAUUCCAAGGCCAGUCUUAGCAGGUGAGCGAUAUAGGGUUAUCAUGGCCCUCUUGUUUGGGUUGACAAGGCAUACAACAUCAACAUUAUAACCUUUAUGAUACAUAACUGAAUAUUUAGACAGGGGUAUUUUGUGACAGUCUGGCACUCUUGUGUUACAUAAUAUAAGGACUGAUGGUAUACUUGUGAGGCUCUACUAUGUACAAAUGGACCUCAGAGCAUCAUAAAAUAGACAGACCUUAUAUAUUGUGAUUGAAGUUCAUUUGAAGUGUCCUGCUUUGUAACUGUGAGUAAAUGUAAGAGAUUUUGGUGUAAGUUUGUUCUCGUAAGUUCCUACUAUUUGUCAUCAGAUUCCUACUUUUCUCCUACUUUUCAAGGAGCUUUUCGAGGGUUGAACCCAAUACUGUCGUAAGUCCUUUAUUUAAUAGGAGUUACUACAGUAUUGCGUUCAACCCUCGUUUUGUGAUCACUCUUCGUCUGUAGUCGCUCUGUCCACAAUUUCUUCACCACAUUUUGCAGUCAAUUUAAUUAAACCUGCAUGCAACUUGCACUGGCAUAAAUGGGCCAAAAUUUGCUAUUUUGGCUUGUGAACAUGAUAGAGACAACAUUUUGCAAUAGAUUUUUAAAAAAACUUGCACACAACUUGUAUUGGCAUAAUAUCUCGGUUUCUUUAGAAAACUGGCCAGAUCCCAUCAUGGGUUCCAGAGUUAUGGCUGCUUAAAGGGCCAAUAUUUGCUAUUUUGACUUUGCAGCCAUAUAGAGACUUCAUUUAUGGUUUGAUUUGAUACAAACUUGCAAAAUAUCUUUAACAACAAUAGAUCUUGGAUUCUAUGAUAUAUCCAUCAGAUCCAAUCAUAUGUUCCGGAGUUACAGCCCUUGAUUUGACCCCUGAAAGAGCCAGAAUUUGUUAUCUUGUGAAUACAAUAGAAGUGACAUUUUACAUUCAAUUUUAACCACACAUACACAAAACUUAAGUCACAAUAAGACAUUUAUGACCCUGUCUUCAUGAAACUUGGGUCAGAAUGUUUAUCUUGAUGAUUCCUAGGCCAAGCUCAAAACUGGGUCAUGUGGGGUCAAAAACUAGGUCACCACGCAAAUCAGAGGAAAAGCUUGUUAACACUGUAGAGGCCACAUUUAUGACCCUGUCUUCAUGAAACUUGAUAAAUAUUUAUCUUGAUGAUUCAAAGGCCAGGUUUAACAGGUGAUCAUCAUGACCCUCUUGUUUAUAUCAGAGGCUCCUACUUUUUCAUCAAAGGUCACUUCAAAGCCUGUGAAGGUUAAAUCUUGGGUAAAUUUGAGUAAAAAACUAGUCCCAGUAUUGACAAGUCCUUAAUUGCUAAAGAAAAUUAGUCUGCAUGGCAACCUGAAUGAAAUGUUAAAACAACCUUGUAAAUAAUUGAUUGUUUAUGAAAGUUCAUAGAGCACCAUUUAUAGUUAGAAAUUUUAAGGGAAGAACAAGGGUUAUAUCAUUAGAUUCAUGAUAAGUCUGUGCUGUUUUACAGUUUAAAGUGGUUUUCUUGAAUAAAAAUUUGCUUUAAAAGCCAUAUAACACAAAUCAUCCAUUUGUAAAACUGAAAUGUAGAAAAAACGGAAAUAAAAAUUAAGAGUGAUAUAGUUAAUUCUAUAAUUCUAUAAAAGUUACUAAAAUUCUUAACAUUAUAGUAAAAAGAAGAAAGGUAAUAAAAAAGACUUUUAUUCUGUAUAAAUUAAGUGACCUACAAUGAUCUGGUGAACCCUGAACCCAUUCUACCUGUCCAAGUAAGAAAUACUGAGUAGAACAGAAAUAUAACUUGUUCUUGCAUACCAGACGGGGAUUUCCGGUAUCUUUACCGGUGCUGGAAAAAUCCAUCUUACACCCCGGGGUGUAAGAUGACUCUCGUGCUGUAAAUGACGUAAAACGAACUACAUAUAUGUAGAAGAUUUAUGUAGUAAUAUAUAUUUUAUUUAAAAAACGGAAUAAAAAUGCAAUACCUUGACAGUUCCUAUUGAUUUCAGAUAGUAUAUUUCUCAAUUCAAAUCACAUUAUUUUAUCAAAAAUACAUAACGUUACGCUGCAACUGAUAAAACAAAACCGGAACUAAACAUUGUUAUUUGUUUUGAAACGUUAUGACGUCUUUCCUGUUUACGGACGUUGGUUUCCCGCUCUUUGUUUAAAUACACUGCGAUAUGAAAUAGUUCUAAAAAGAAAGCCGUUCGAUUGAUUUUAUUUUUAUUAUUAUUUCUUGAAAUCGGUAUGCAAGAAAAAGAUUCUGUCACUAGUUAUAGGUGCAGAUGGAAAUAUCCGGCUCUCGGCAAGGAGCCUCGUUACCACCUAAACAGUUACCCUCGAGGCCGGAUAUUCCCAUCUGCACCUACAACCAGUGAAAGAAUCUUAUAUCAUUGUACAGAAAGAGUUAACAUUUCUGUCUAUAGUACUGUGAAAUCAUUUCAUUUUGUGGGCAUAAAAUUUCAUGGUUUGAGCCAAAAUGGUCAUUUCUUUGGGACAUACAUUUGUGAAUGUCACCAUUUAAUGAUAAAAUGAGUAAGAAUUUUAUUUGUUCAGUGGCAUUUACUUGUAUGGAUUAAUGCAACCAAGAAAUUCUGGAAAAAUAGUCCACCAGGAGUAAUGAUUUCAGAGUAUUUGGUCUGUAUUUCCCUUUAAAUCAAGAUGGCAUAAUAGCACUUAAAGGCCCAUUUAACAGGUAUUUUCAGCUGACCUGAGCCAAAGGCUCAUGGUGUGCUUUUGUGACUGCUCAGUGUCCGUCGUGCGUCGUCCGUCCAUCAACAAUUUCUAAAAAAAUCUUCUUCUUCAAAACCACUGGGCAGAUUUACACCAAACUUCACAGGAAUGAUCCUUGGGUGGCCUCUAUAAAAAUUGUUCAAAUUAUGCCCCUGGGGUGAAAAGAGGCCCCGCCCCGGGGGUCCCAAGUUUUACAUAGACUUAUAUAGGAAAACACUUUAAAAAUCUUCUUGUCUGAAACCACAAGACCUAGGCCUUUGAUAACUUGGUAUUUAGCAUUGCUUUGUGGUCCUCUACCAAGACUGUUCAAAUCUUCUUGUCUGAAACUGCAAGGCCUCGCUUUUGAUAUUUGGUAUGUUGCAUUGCCUAGUGUGGUCCUCUACCAAAAUUGUUCAAAUUAUGACCCUGGGGUGAAAAGAGGCACUGCCCUGAGGGGGUCCCAAGUUUUACAUAGACUUAUCUAGGAAAAAACUUUAAAAAUCUUCUUGUCUGAAAGUUCAAGGCCUAGGCCUUUGAUAUUUGGUAAUAACAUUGCCUAUUGGUUCUCUACCAAAAUUGUUCAAAUUAUGCCCUUGGGGUGAAAAGAGUAAGUUAUAAAGGAAAAAAUACUUUAAAAAUUAUCUGAUCAUAUUUCCUAGACUGUUUAAUUGUAAUUGCUUUAUGACUCCAAGUAAUUAGGGGUCACUUGACUGUGACCUUGACCUACUGUCCUACUUUCUUGUUUUUAGCCGAAGGCACAUGGUGAGCUUUUGUGACUACUUGAUGUCCGUUGUGCGUCGCCAGCUUUCCGUUGUGCGUCUGUCAACAAUUUCUAAAAAAAUCUUCUUCUUCAAAACCACUUGGCAGAUUUACACCAAACUUCACAGGAAUGAUCCUUGGGUGGCCCCCUUCAAUUUUUUUCAAAUAAUUGAAUUCCACACAGAACUCUGGUUGCCAUGGCAACCGAAAGGAAAAACUUCAAAAAUCUUCUUGUUCAAAACUGCAAGGCAUAGAGCCUCGAUAUUUGGUGUGUGACAUCAUCUAAUGGUCCUCUAUAAAAAUUGUUCAGAUUAUGCCCCUGGGUUGAAAAGAGGCCCCGCCCCACAGUCCCAAGUUCUACAUAGACAUAUAUAGGAAAAAACUUAAAAAAUCUUGCCUGAAACCACAAGACCUAGGCCUUUGAUAGUUGAUAAGUAGCAUUGCCUUAUGGUCCUCUACCAAGAUUGUUCAAAUUAUUACCCUGGGGUGAAAAGAGGCCCCGCCCCGGGGAUCCCAAGUUUUAUAUAGACUUAUGUAGGAAAAAUCUUUAAAAAUCUUCUUGCCUGAAACUGCAAGGCCUACGCUUUUGAUAUUUGGUAUGUUGCAUUGCCUAGUGGCCCUCUACCAAAAUUGUUCAAAUAUGCCCCUGGGGUGAAAAGAGGCCCUGCCCUGUGGGGUCCCAGAUUUUACAUAGACUUAUAUAGGAAAAAAGUUUAAAAUCUUUUUGUCUGAAAGUUCAAGGCCUAGGCCUUUGAUAUUUAGUAUGUAGCAUUGCCUAGUGGUUUUCUAACAAGACUGUUCAAAUUAAAGAGGCCCCACCCCGGAGGUCACUUAUAUGAGUUAUAUAGGAAAAAAUACUUCAAAAAUUAUCUGAUCAUAUUUCCUAGACUGUUUAAUUAUAAUUGCCUGAUGUCCCCAAGUAAUAAGGGGUCACUUUGACUGACCUUGACAUACUGACCUACUUUCUUGUUUUUUAAGAUACAACCUUGAAAUUUGGACGACAUACACAGUUUUGCACACCGAUCUUAAACUGACUUUUAAUGAUUAUGAAUGUGACCUACUGACCUUCUUUUUUAAUAUUUUAGCAUCAGUUUGACAUUUGAAAUAGUUCACACAACUGGGAAAAGAUUUCAAUGCUUACCUAUAUUUGACUUUCUUACCUGAUCUCUUACCCAUGUCUAUGUAGCUCAUAUUACUCAGGUGAGCAAUCCAGGGUCAUCAUGACCCUCUUGUUUAAGAUACAGCCUUGAAAUUUGGAUGACUUACAGUUUUGCACACUGAUCUUAACACUGACUUUCAGUGACCAUGAAUGUGACCUACUUUCUUAAUAUUUUAGCAUCAGUUUGACAUUUAAAACAUGUAGCUCAAAUUGAGGUGAGAGAUCCAGGGUCAUCAUGACCCUCUUGUUAGCUCACCUGAGCACUAUGUGCUCAUGGUGAACUAUUGUGAUCAUGCUGUGUCCAUCGUCCGUCUGUCAUCAGCAGUUGUGUUAAAACAACAUCUCUUCCAAAACCACUGAAUGGAUUUUUAUGAAACUUGAUGUGGCUGUUCCUCUACCAAAUUUGUUCAAACGGUUCCGCUUGGUUGCAGAGCUAAAAAUAGAAAAAUCUUCAAAGGACAUCUCCUCCUAAACCAAUGGUCUGAUAUUUAAAUAAUUUCACACAAAUGGUCCUUAUGUCACCCUCUACCAAGAUUGUUCAAAUUAUAUCGAUUCGUCAAAACACAUGGCCGCCAGGGGGCAUUGUCACUUUUCCCUAUAUGUAUAUACUAUGGAAAUUUAAAAAAAAAAUUUGUAUGAAACUGCUUACCCAAUUUUAAAAUAAUUUUACACAAAUGGUCCUUGUCCUCCACCAAGACUGUUCAAAUUAUUUUGAUUCAUCAAAAAACAUGACCACGAGGGGUGUGGUCGCUUUUCCCUAUACUAUAUAGUGGAAACUUUAAAAAUGUCUUGUGUGAAACUGCUAGCCCAAUUUUAAAAUAAUUUUACGCAAAUGGUCUUUGUGUGACCUUCUACCAAGAUUGUUCAAAUUAUUCCAAUUCGUCAAAAAACAUGGCUGCCAGGGAGCGUUGACACUUUUCCCUAUAAUAUUAUGUAUAUGGUAGAAACCUAGAAAAUCUUCUUGUAUAAAACUGUUAGUCCAAUUUUAAAAUAAUUUCACACAAAUUGUCCUUGUGUGACCAUCUACAAAUAUUGUUCAAAUUUUUCCGCAAUUCAUCAACAAUUUCUUUAAACAACAUCUCCCCCAAAACCACUGAAUGGAUUUUGAUGAAACUUUACAUAAAUGAUCUCUGGGUAGCCCGCUUUCAAAGUUGUUGAAAUGUUUCCAGUUCAUUGAACACAUGGGUCUUUUUUGAUUAAAAAUAGAUUUUCAGCUAUCAGACUAAAAAUCUUUUUCUCUAGAGCUUUGAUAUUUGGCAUGACAUUGUGAUAUAAGGGUUUGACUCUCUACCAUAAUUGUCCAAAUUAUUGCCCGAAGGUCAAAAAUGGCCAGACCCCUGAGUGUGACAUGUACUUACUAUAGCCUUAUAUAUAAGAAACUUUGAAAAUCUCUGAAUCAAUAAUAGCCAUAGCCUUGAUAUUUUGCGUGUGAUAUCAGAGUUGUACUGUCUACCAUAAUUAUACAAAUUAUUACCCUAGGUUCAAAUAUUGUGUGUGACUUGUAUAUAAUAUAGGCGAACAUAGAAGAAACCUAACUCUGUACUUGUAGAAACACACUUGAAGCCUUGUUCACAGGUGAGCGCUUUAGGGUCAAUGACCCUCUUGUCAUUUUUUUGUAGAUUAUGAUGUAACACAGUUGGUCAUAAUUUGUUUUGUCAGCAGGCUUUUUAUAAAACUAUUUCAAUAAUUUUAACAUGUAUUACAUCAUAACUAUAUUUGUGCAUAGAAAGUUAUAUUUUAUACACCUGAAAUAUUCAUUAAUAUAAUAGCUACCUUUAUAUAGUCACUUAACAUAUACAACUAUAGUCACUUGUUUCUGCUAUCCUUCCAAGUUGUAAAAAUUGUAAGAUGGCACAUAUACUUGUCCUGUGGAUGGGCCACUUGUCUUAUGCACACCCUAGUACAAGUUUUAAUGUUCUUUGAAAUUCAAAGGAAGAAAACCACAUAUGAAUUUUGCAGGGACCGAUUUUCUAAGCUGUCGAGUUUCUUUGACAUUCCAAACCAUCAGAGGGCAAGAUUAUCAGCUUGAAAUGGCUUCAGAAAAAAUUCUAUACCAACUAACAGCUUGUCAUGUCCUUCUGUUGUAAAAUUAGUUUUAAGCACUAAACUUUAUCAAUGUUUAUAUCAAGUAAUACAGAUUUACUGAAUAAAAGUUCACUUCAAACUGUGUUUAUAGAACAUAGAGAUUCUAAGAUGUAAAUAUAUUAGAUAUAUUUUAUAUUGUUUUAGUCCCCUACCUGUGGAACACCAGAUGGUUAUAUAGGAAUGCCCUCCAUCCAUCCACGUAUCUGGAUCCUGCAAUUACUCAAAAAGUAUUCAAACUAGGUUCAUAAAACUUGUUACGUGAAUAGAGGGCAAUAUGUAGAUAAUGCAUUUACAUGACUUAAUGCUGGUAGGUCAAGGACAUUAUUGAAAUCUAAGGAAAAAACAGUUUUUGUUUCUUAUAGCUCCUAAAUGCUUUUAUGCAUUUUCAGUCCAAGCACUACUGCCAACAACCACAAGGGACAAACACAAACAAAGUUUUCCACUGGUAGGGGAUUUCUGUAUUGACACUGCAAUAUUCGGUCACUUGUUUUUUUGCUCACCUGAGCAGUGCUCAGGUGAGUUUUUGUGAUCGCUCGAUGUCUGUCGUCUGUCAACAUUUAGCUUGUGUAUGCGAUAGAGGCUUUAUUUUUCAACUGAUCUUUAUGAAGUUUGGUCAGAAUGAUUACCUUGUUGAAAUCUAGGCCGAUUUCGAAAACGGGUCAUCUGGGGUCAAAAACCAGGUCACUAGGUCAGAUCAAAGAAAAACCUUGUGUAUGGGAUAGAGGCAGUAUUUUUCAAUUAGUCUUCAUGAAUUUUGGUCAGAAUGAUUACCUUGAUGAAAUCUAGGCCGAGUUCAAUAAUGGGUCAUCCGGGGUCAAAAACUAGGUCAUUAGGUCAAAUCAAAGAAAAACCUUGUGUAUGCGAUAUAGGCUGUAUUUUUCAAUUAGUCUUCAUGAAUUUUGGUCAGCAUGAUUACCUCGUUGAAAUCUAGGCCGAGUUCGAAAAUGGGUCAUCUGGGGUCAAAAACUAGGUCACUAGGUCAAAUCAAAAAAAAAAAACCUGUAUGUGAUAGAGGGUGUAUUUUUCAAUUAACUUCAUGAAUUUUGGUCAGAAUGAAUGCCUUGAUGAAAUUUAGGUCGAGUUCGAAUAUGGGUCAUCUAGGGUCAAAUAGUAGGUCAGUAGGUCAAAUCAAAGGAAAACCUUGUGUAUGCGAUAGAGGGUGUAUAUUUUAAAUUGAUCUUCAUGAAAGUAAGUCAGAAUGAUAACCUUGAUAAAAUCUAGGCCGAGUUUAAAAAUGGGUAAUCUGAGGUCAAAAAGUAGGUCACUAGGUCAAAUCAAAGAAAAACCUUGUGUAUGCGAUAGAGACUGUAUUUUUCAAUUGAUCUUCAUGAAAAUAAGUCAGAAUGAUUGCCUUGAUGAAAUCUAGAUAAAAUUGGAAUAUGGGUCAUCUGGGGUUAAAAAUUAGGCCACUAGGUUAAAUCAAAGAAAAACCUCAUGUAUGUGAUAGAGGCUGUAUUUUUCAACUGAUUUUCAUGAAAUUUUGUCAGAAUGAUAGCCUUGAUGAAAUCUAGGUCAGUUAUGAAUAUGGGUCAUCUGGGUUCAAAAACUAGGUCACUAGGUCAAAUCAAGAAAAACUUUGUGUAUGCAAUAGGGGCUGCAUUUUACACUGGAUUUUCAUAAAAUUUGGUCAGAUUGGUUGCCUUGAUGAAGUCUAGGUCAAGUUCGAAUAUAGGUAGUCUGGGGCCAAAAACUAGGUCACUAGGUCAAAUCAAAGAAAAACCUUGUGUAUGCGAUAGAGGUUGUAUUUAUGGCUCAUCUGUUACGAAGUGACAAGGUGAGCUAUUGUGACCGCUUGAUGUCCGUCGGCCGUCGUGCAUCGUGCGUAGUGCAUCAUCCGUCAACAAUUUCUAAAAAAAUCUUCUUCUUGAAAACCACUGGACAGAAUUACACCAAACUUCACAAGAAUGAUCCUUGGGUGGCCCCCUUUCAAAAUUGUUCAAAGAAUUGAAUUCCAUGCAGAUCUUAAACUCUGGUUGCAAUGGCAACCAAAAGGAAAAACUUUAAAAAUCAUCUUCUCAAAAACCAGAAGCCCUAGAGCUUAGAUAUUUGGUGUGAAGCAUUGCUUAGUGGACCUCUACCACUUUUGUUCAAAUCAUGACCCCGGGGUCAAAAUUGACCCCGCCCCAGGGGUCACUUGAUUUUACAUAGGAAAAUCUUAAAAAAUCUUCUUCUCAAAAACCAGAAGCCCUAGAGCUUAGAUAUUUGACAUGUAGCAUUGCCUAGUGGACCUCUACUAAAAUUGUUCAAAUCAUGACCCCGGGGUCAAAAUUGACCUCGCCCCAAGGGUCACUUGAUUUUACAUAGGAAAAUCUUCAAAAAUUUUCUAAAAAUAAACCAGAAGGCCUAGAGCUUAGAUAUUUCACAUGUAGCAUUGCCUAGUGGACCUCUACAAAAUUUGUUCAAUCAUGACCCCAGGGGUCAAAAUUGACCCCGCCCCAGGGGGUCACUUGAUUUUACACAGGAAAAUCUUCAAAAAUUUUCUAAAAAUAAAACCAGAAGGCCUAGAGCUUAGAUAUUUGACAUGUAGCAUUUCCUAGUGGACCUCUACAAAAUUUGUUCAAAUCAUGACCCCCGGGGUCAAAAUUGACCCCACCCCAGGGGUCACUUGAUUUUACAUAGGAAAAUCUUCAAACAUUUUCGUAAAAUAAACCAGAAGGCCUAGAUCUUAGAUAUUUGACAUGUAGCAUUGCCUAGUAGACUUCUACAAAAUUUGUUCAAAUCAUGACCCCCGGGGUUAAAUUGACCCCGCCCCAUGGGGUUACUUGAUUGUACAUAGAAAGAUCUUCAAAAUUUCCAAAAAAUAAACCAGAUGCCCUAGAGCUUAGAUAUUUCACAUGUAGCAUUGCCUAGUGGACCUCUACAAAAUUUGUUCAAAUCAUGACCCCCGGGGUCAAAAUUGACCCCACCCCAGGGGUCACUUGGUUUUAUAUAGGAAAAUCUUCAAAAUUUUUCUAAAAAUAGACCAGAAGAGCUUAGAUAUUUCACAUGUAGCAUUGCCUAGUGGACCUCUACAAAUUUGUUUAAAUCAUGACCCCGGGGUCAAAAUUGACCCAGCCCCAGGGGUCACUUGAUUUUACAUAGGAAAAUCUUCAAAAAAUUUCUAAAAAUAAACCAGAAGGCCUAGAUCUUAGAUAUUUGACAUGUAGCAUUGCCUAGUGGACCUCUACAGACUUUGUUCAAAUCAUGACCCCCGGGGUAAAAUUGACCCUGCCCCAGGGGUUACUUGAUUGUACAUCGGAAAAUCUUCCAAAAAAUUUCUAAAAAUCAUCAGUUUGACAUUUGAAACAUGUAGCUCAUUUUACUCAGGUGAGCGAUCCAGGGUCAUAAUGACCCUCUUGUUCAAUUGAUCUUCAUGAAAUUUGGUGAGAAUGAUAGCCUUGAUGAAAUCCAGGUCAAGUUCAAAUAUGGGUCAUCUGGGGUCAAAAACUAGGGUACUAGGUCAAAUCAAAGAAAAUACAUGUUUAUACUCAAGAUUUUUGCUCCAAUUUUAAUGAUAAUUGGUCAGAAUAUUUAUUUCCAUGAAAUCACUAGGUCAAACAUGUUUACACAACAAUGGUGUGUUUCUCAGGUGAGUGACCUAGGUCCAUCUUGGCCCUCUUGUUUCUGUUUCACAUCUUUGUGUAUCUUUCAUACUCAAAGAUAUCAAAUUCUAAGAGGAUUGGAAUUGAAAAAAAAAGUCAUUGUUUGAAUUGAAUACAUUAAAUGUGCUGUUUAUAUUAAUUUGAAAAUUAGUAACAAAAUGAAUUGAACUUAAUUGAAGAAAUUACCAUAAAAAGUGCAUCUAUGCUGUUUUAUAUGUACAGUAAAGCAUGGAAUGCUGGAGGUGGCAAGCAGAAAGUAUAAGGAAGAAGGUCUUGGAGCACAGGAAUUGCUAGUAAGCAUGGUGCUCGACUCAUUAGUGCUAAAAUGAGUGCUUUUUCAGUAACACUAUUUGAACUUUUUUUCUUGUUUUUUAGGGGCACUUUUGAUAUAGAAAAUUGUACAUUAUUUUGAAAUGUCCAAAGUAUUUUUCUGACUGAUGUUUUCACUUUAGUUAAAGUUUUAUGCCUGCAGAUUUAUGUCAAAGUUUAGAAAACAUUCUAAAUCUAUGUAUGUUUGCAAAAUGUGAAGUAGUCAUUAGGAACUAUAUAUAAUUGUAUAAUUGUUGUAAGGCUUUGUAAUUAACAUAAAUGAAAGACAUUUCAGUUAAGAAUAAAAAGUCAAUUUUUCAACAUACAACUGAAGGUUUGAGACAUUAAGAAACAACUUUGAGGAAUAAUUGUUCUUUACUUUUGUUUCAGGUUCUUUUCUAACUUUAUUAUAUAUUUUUACUGAUAUACCUUCUGUUUGCACCUCCAUUGUAAAUUGUACUUUAGUUGUGCUAUUUUAAGCAUUUAAUACAAAGUUUACUGAUGUAACGGAGACUUACUUUUGGCAACAGUUCUAAUAGUUGUUACAUUAUACAUUUCUUUUGUAUUAUGUUCCAAAACUUUCAAUAAAAGUAAAAAUUUGAA